GAAUGAUCGUUCGCUAUUUGGCGGUUGUCGUUUCAUCACCCGUUUUACAGCGGUAGCAUUUCGCCGGAUUACAAAUUCUCUGCCUGUAUAAAUUUCUAAUUCCAAAUUCUCAAAAGUCGCGCAAUUCCAAUACCUCAGCGCUUCACAAUCCCAUUCUUCACCCCCCAGGCGCAACGGAUCCCAAUCGCUCGACGACCUCCUUUUCCCCGACAUCCUCAAUUCUCAUCACAAUCGAGCAAAUAGACACGAUCAUUUGCGGCCCCUCAUCCUCUAUUAGCAACAAUUAUCCAUCUGUCACAUAUAUAUAACCCAAUUGACCGUCACCAUGGAGGCCCGUCUUCUCACGCGACCGGUCGUCCAGCUACUCGCUCCCACUCGCCAAACCACCUCUCUCAGCCCUCUUAUCACGACUCGUGGCCAUAAGACAACAGCACGAACGAAGCGAUCUCUCAAAAUCGCCCCUCACUCCUCCUUUAUGCCCGACCGCUCUACUGCCUUCCCUGCCGCCACAUCCAUCGUCUACAACCCGCCCGCGUCCGAAGCCUCUCCCGACCACACGCCCUUCAUCUUCCUUCCUCAAAACGACCCCAGACGCCCAGCCAUUGAACGCAUGCGCCUCAAGGCUAAAUCCACAGACUCUCAUAUCCCCGGUGUCAGCGAGACGAGGGUGCUCCCCCCGAGUGCGCUGGCCAAGAACCGCGGCAACGCCCCCUCCUAUCACCUCACACAGGCCGAUGUUCAGGAGAUGCGCAAGCUUCGCGAAGAGGACCCGCUCACAUGGAGCAUCAACGCUCUUGCGCGUCGCUUCAAGUGCUCUGACAACUUUGUUAGAAUCGCGGCACCCGCAUCAGCAUCGCACCGCGCAUGGCUACAGGGCAAGAGUGAGCGCCAGCAAGAGAGAUGGGGUCCGAUGAAGACGGAGGCUAGAAGACAGCGCAGACAGAGACAGGAUAUGCUUCUCCGUGGCGAGAUUUAGUUGAUGUGAGGAGAAACCUUGUUGAUAUCCUUGUUGUAUUAUUAUACUCUUCAAAAAGUUUUCUAAGGAAAGGGUUGGCUGCAGUCGCAGUGCUGGAUCUACGCCCACGAAGCCUACACUUUCUACGCGGAUAUGCAGACACUCAUCAUCCGGUUUCCUUUUUUUAUGCAUUAACACAAUUCCAUCUCAGUCUUGGCUUGCGGUCUCGGCAAGAUGCAAAUGCCAGACGCACCAGCUGAGCUACUUGUAACUAUAGCUAUGUUUAUGGACACUCCUCCAGACUAGAAUUUAAAACUACCAAUUUUCAUAUAUCACU
Messenger RNA from [Torrubiella] hemipterigena, 1292 nucleotides. The record is from the annotation of a GenBank genome assembly. NCBI's taxonomy places the organism in Eukaryota, Fungi, Ascomycota, Sordariomycetes, Hypocreales, Clavicipitaceae.